Cynara cardunculus var. scolymus (artichoke) is the source of this 1637-nucleotide messenger RNA. RefSeq lists its product as uncharacterized. The transcript is spliced from 2 exons. The coding region runs from base 188 to 934 and encodes 248 amino acids. Lineage: Eukaryota; Viridiplantae; Streptophyta; Magnoliopsida; Asterales; Asteraceae. The record is from RefSeq and is a predicted model, not a curated record.
UCGAGAGUUUUUCAGAAAAUCUUAUUCUUAGAAUUUCUUAGUUGGUAUGUUAUGUCAAAGAAAUCUUCUCUCAAAUUCUCAACUUCUCAAUGUUCCAAAUCUUUAGAUUUCAAUCUUAUCAUUGCUCCUGAUGUGUGCUCAAAUUGUCUCGGCAACAAUUGUAUUCAAGAUUGUUUAAUCAAUAAAGAUGUCUAGCCAAACUAGAAGAUCUGAAAGAACGGCUCGUCCAGGGUCUGAAGAAAGGGAAGAGUUACCUGUUAAUCUUCCAACUAGUACGUCUGGAAAUAGAGGUCGGGGAAGACCAAGGGGACGAGGCAGAGGAAGAAGUCAGUCUCAGGGAAGGGAUCGGACUGAAAUACAUUCUGAAUAUGAAGAAUCUCACUCUAGGAAUAUUCAGGAGAGAUCGAUGCCACACCCAGAAUAUAUAACUCGGGAUAUGUUGGCAGAGGAAAUAGGGAAAUUGCAGGAAACUAUGACAUCUAUCAUGGGAAUAUCGGCUAGGGUGGAAACGGAAAAAGUGGAAGUUCAUCCCUCUGUUCCAGUUAAUCAUACUAAGGAAGGAGAUAUUAAGAUGGUUUUAGCAUGCAAACCACCAACCUUUUCUGGGGAGAGAGAUCCAAUGAAAGUUAUGUGCUGGAUCAAAGAGAUGGAAUCUGUGUUCAACACCAUUCGGUGUCCGGAAACAGAUAAAGUUCGAUUUGCUAUUUCGGUAUUGAAGUCAAAUGCUUUAUUUUGGUGGGAAGUUGAAUCGUCUACCAGAACAGAUGUUUUACAGACUUUGUCGUGGGUAGAAUUUGUGGAUAGAUUUAAAAAUCAGUUAUGUCCAAAAACGGCUGUGAGACAAAUGGAGGAAGAUUUCUUGAAGUUAGAGCAAGGAAAUGGAACGGUUCGAGAGUAUACUGAAAGAUUUAUUGAAUACUCUCGUUUUGCCUAACACUAUGUUUCGACUGAAUCAAGGAAGAUAGAAAGGUUUAUUUGGGGUCUGAAACCCUCAAUUAGGGAAUUCGUUAUUGCUAUGAACCCCAAUACCUUUCCAUUAACAGUAGAGGCAGMUGAGGUGACUAAAAGAAAUAAGAAUAGACAAUCAGAAGGAAAGAUUGUUGAGAAAAGAAAAUGAGAGGGGCCUUCAUCUUUUCGAGGACCAAAACCUGUAAGAUAUGACAACAGAUCUGAACAGAAGAGCAGUGAAAAAGUCUGUUCACAGUGCCGACAGAUUCAUCAAGGUGAGUGUAAGAUGGAUCCAAGGAAGUGUUACAAGUGUGGUGAAGCAGGCCAUCUAUCUAGAAAUUGUCCAACUAACAAAAAGGUGUUUUAAUUGCAAUUCUCCGGAUCAUAUUCGACCGAAUUGUCCAUUGUUAAGAACUCCACAAUUAACAAUGGGGAGUAAUAAGUCGGGUACACGGGGAAGGCCUACGGUGAACAGAGGAGGGCAAAGAGGAGCACGGGGACGGCCUUUCCAAAUGACUAAGAACGAGGCAGAAGCAUCACCAGAUAUAGUAACAGGUACAUUUCUUCUGAAUUCAAUAUGUGCUAAAGUGUUAUUUGACUCUGGUGCAAACAUUUCGUUUGUAUCACCAUUGUUUGCUCAAGCUAUAUGUCUAAAUUUUGUGCUACUUAAUGAUGAAUUAGUAGUUGAU